Messenger RNA from Pseudozyma flocculosa PF-1, 4422 nucleotides. RefSeq lists its product as uncharacterized. Gene Ontology annotation, molecular function: aspartic-type endopeptidase activity; nucleic acid binding. Gene Ontology annotation, biological process: proteolysis; DNA integration. NCBI's taxonomy places the organism in Eukaryota, Fungi, Basidiomycota, Ustilaginomycetes, Ustilaginales, Ustilaginaceae. The coding region runs from base 1 to 4422 and encodes 1473 amino acids. The transcript is spliced from 2 exons. The record is from RefSeq and is a predicted model, not a curated record.
AUGCCAACUGUCUUCCGUAUGGAACCGCACGUUGCAAGCCUAAGGCUGGCCGACAAGCGACGUCCGGCGCUCGACGGCAGACUGCCCGUCAUCGAGAUCGAGCCCGCGCUGGACACGGGCACGGGACAGGCGCACCAACGACACCAACCAGCCGCGACCUACAUCGUACUGCCCGGACAGGAGGCGCGCCUCUCGCUGGUCGACACCGGCGCGAACCUGUCCGUCAUCGACGAAACGCUCGCACACAGCAUGCAUCUGGCGCCAUUCAACGGCCCUACCCUACGCAUCGACGGAGUCGGCUCGAGCUACACCUCCGGCUGGGUCACGCUGCGUUUCCACAUCCCAGCCACCCGCGACGGAGCGCCAGUCCUACUCGCGACCGAGGCCGAUUUCCACGUCAUGAAGGACUUCGGUCCGAAAGUCUGCAUCGGGGUCGACACGAUCGCAGCUAUAGAGCCAGUGUUCGAUGUGGCCACAGGCACCGCCACUGCCCAGGGCGCGACCUUCCCCAUCUUCGACACGAAAGGCAAGCCGCUGACGGCCAAGCGAGCGAGCCGGGCCCUCACGGCCAAGAGCAACACAACCAUUCCUCCGCGCUGUCACGCGUGGGUUCCGUUCGAUGCACACCUGCUGCCCGGUGUCGACUACGCGGUGCAGAGUUGUCUUUGGACCGACAAGACCGAGUCGCUACACCUAGCCAUGCCGUCCGCAGUCAUCGACGACUCCACCGCCGCCGUCCUUCUCACCAACUUCGGCGACAGCCCAGCAACGAUCAGAAGCAACACUCGCUUAGGCCAGGCCCUACCGCUCCUGUCGACCGGUCGGGAGGUCACAGCGGGCGCCUUCGCGAUGCAGCCAGCGCCCACGAAGCCCACCGCCGAAGCGCGCACCGCGACAUCCGCAGCUACAGCCAACGACCGCGAUGAGUUCGACUCUGCCGGUUCGACGAAGGGCCACGGAACGACCGCACCGGCCAUCACCGCCGACGCCGAGCCGCCCGAUCGAACAGCUGAGCGCGAACCGUCAGAAGCCGAGGUCCUCACCGACCCAGACAUCGCGCCACACCCGAUCGACUUCGGCGACGACCCUCUGGCCCGUCUCUCGCCGGACCCCGGUGCGACGACGAAGGUCGACAACAUCUUCAACGUUGGCCUUGGGGCAAACGGCGAGCCUCACCCCGCUAUCGUCGACCUACUCCGGCGCCACACCGCCGCCUUCUCGCUCGAUGGCACGCCGGGCCACGUCACCGCCGACGGAUCAGCGAUGCCCAUUCCGCUGAUAGAUGGCAAGGAGAUCCUCCCGGAGGCGCCGCGGCGGUACUCCCCGGAAAAGCGACAGGUCAUGGACGCUCAGAUACAACAGCUCAAAGACUGGGACUGCAUCGAGCCGUCAUCAUCGCCGGUGUCCUUCCCGGUCCUACUCGUCAAACAGGGCGAAAAGUGGCGUUUCUGCGUCGAUUACCGCGGCCUCAACAAAGUCAGCCGCGACGAUCGCUACCCGCUCCCUCGCAUCGACGACAUCUUCGAGGCGCUCGCCGGCCAUCACUGGUUUUCCGGUCUGGACGCAAUCCGCGGAUAUCACCAACUCGACAUCGAGGAGGCCGACAGAUGGAAGACCGCAUUCAUCUGCCCUUCGGGCCUCUACCAGUACAAGCGCGUCCCGUUCGGCCUGAAGGGCGCGCCGGCGUGGUUCCAGCGUUUCAUGGAUCGAGUCCUCGGUCGCCUGCGAUGGCUCCAUGCCGUUGUCUACUUGGACGACGUUGUCGUGUUCUCCAAGACGCUCGAAGAACACGUCGACGCGCUCGACACUCUCCUGACCGCCGCGACCAAAGUCGGACUCCGCUUCUCCCCGUCGAAGUGCCAUUUCGGUCUACGCUCCCUCGCCCUACUCGGCCGCCAACUCUCCGGUGCCGGGAUCUCCGUACAGCAACGGAAGGUGCAGGCCGUGCAGGACAUCGCCGCGCCCAGGACUCUGCAGGAACUCUACCACGUCCUGGGGCUGUUCAACUACUACCGAGACUUCAUCCCUCGGUACGCGGAGCGAGCCCUUCCCCUGUCACGCCUGCUCCGAGGCCAUCGAUAUCGACGAGUUGACGAGAAGGACAAAAAGUGGUCGCUCGUCGAUGCGAACGGCGAACGCACGACUGCGUCCAAGGUCAAGCUGCAAUGGGGACCCACCGAGCAAGCCAGCCUCGACGACCUCAAAGCCAGCCUCAGCUCACCACCGACGCUCGCCUUUCCCGACUACCAGCGGCCAUUCAUCCUGUACACCGACGCAUCGCAGGACGCUUUCGCCGCGGCUCUCCACCAAGACUUCCCCGAGAUCGCGGUCGCUUUCCCUGCCAGACCGGCGCUCGAGCAACCUGCCCUCCUGUCGCUCGAGGAGAUUCGCGAGGCACAACAGAACGACCCGACGAUCGCCGCCAUCCGCGACAGCCUACUGCACAACGGCGACGACUCGUCCGAGGAAGACGGCGACGAACACGCGGAGGCCGAGACCGCCUCAAAUAGCGACGACGAGACGGAGUCCGAGACCGAUCCUGACGAGCAGCCGCAAGGUCCGGAGACCGCCGAGGAGGCUGCCGCCGAUGCCGCCACGGCCGAAAGGGCGCCGCAAGGGGAAUACUCCAACCGGGACCGCUUCGGGUUCAGUCUCCAAGACGGCCUCGUCGUCUACGUGGGCCCGCACCGCUUACAGCGAAGGAUCUACUUGCCCAAGGCGUUGCUCGGCAAGGCCUUCGCCGCGGCGCAUGAUCGAGCACACUUCGGCCUGGCCAAGACCAUUCCGCUUCUGGAGGGCCUCUACCACCCCAAGCUCGUCAGCCUUCUACGCGCGUACAUCGAUAACUGCCCACCCUGCUUGCGCACCAAGACGAGGCCCCGAACCGGCUGCCUGUCGUUGGACCGCGCCGAAGCGGCCUGCACGCGCCCGUUCCACUCCGUGUCAAUGGACAUCGUCCUCGGUCUACCCGUCUCACACGGCCUCGACGCGAUACUCGUGGUGGUCGACCUGUUCACCAAGACGCUUCUGACUUCGGCCUGCUCCUCGUCCAUCACCGCCGAAGGCGUCUACGAGCUCUUCUCGCGCUUAGUCCUACGGCGGGGUUGGAAGCCAAAAGUCAUCAUCACCGACUCGGACAAGCGCUUCAUCGGCGAGCACGGCCAACAGUUCGCGCGCAGCAUCGGCGCAACCCUCACGCCCUCGGCGCCGCACCACCAGCAGGCCAACCCAGUCGAGCGAUACAUCCAGACGCUGAAGCGCGUCCUCCGAGCCCUGGCGAUGCGACCGGGAGGCACAUGGGUAGAUGACCUCAACCUCGCCGAACCAGCGAUCAACGCGGCACCGUCGCUCGCAACAGGCUACAGCCCCGACGCGCUACUCUACAUCACGCCACCGCAGGCCGCCACCACAGCGCCUUCCUCGGCGUCCUCGGACGACCAGCGCAAAGAAGCCGAGGCCCGCGUCGAGGAGGCUGUCUACAACCUGCUCCGUCAACAGGUCGAAGUCAAGCGGCGUUUCGACGGCCGCCACCAACCGCUCCCAGAUCUAGUUGCAGGCGACAAAGUCCUCAUCCGUCUCCAAGACCGACCCGUUCCCUUCGCAAGCACAGAGCAUCGCCUUGACCCAUCGUUGCUCGGCCCUUUCCCGAUCGCCGAAGUCCUGUCAGACCACCGCGUACGGCUCGACCUGCCCGCCAACCUACAGAUCGACCCGCACUUCGACCGCUCUCACCUCCAGCUCUGCCCACGCAAGCCGGAUCCUUUCGGCCGCCCUCUCGAAAGCACAGCCAUCGAGGCGCCCAACGAUGAAGACGAGCCCAGGUGGGAAGUCGACCAAAUCGUCGGCGAACGUCUCUUCCGCGGCUAUCAGCAAUACCGAGUGCUGUGGAAAGACGACCCGACCCCGACAUGGGAGUUCGAGGCCGACCUGAUCGACGACGGGUGCGCCGGCGCCAUCGCGGACUACAAGGCCUCGGCCGGCGACCUACCCGCUCGCCCGCACAUCGCCGACGCCGGCGCAACCCCAGACGCCGACGACGGCGACCCGGACGGCUCGCACACCGAACCUCGCGAAAGGCCAUCCACGACCGAGAGACCCAUCGCCUUCAUCUCGACCCCGACCUCUCCCUCCGAAGCGAAGCUGCUCGGCCUCGAGCUGGAGAUGUCCUGCCUCGUCUGGGCCCUCCACCAACUCCGCCAUUACCUCGAGGGCGCACCCAGCAUCAUCGUCGUAACCGAUCACGCACCCCUCGGCGCGGUCCUGCGCGCCUCCUCGCGCUCCCGUCGCCUUUUCACACCGCGCAUCGAGAGGCUGCGCACGUACAUCAUGCCCUUCCUCGACUCGCUAUCGUUCGUCCAUCGAGCCGGCAAAGCUCACGGGAACGUUGACGCCAUAUCGCGUCUGCGUCACCUGUCCAACUAG